Molecule: messenger RNA, 3734 nt
Organism: Eublepharis macularius
Lineage: Eukaryota; Metazoa; Chordata; Lepidosauria; Squamata; Eublepharidae
Gene: SGCB
Product: sarcoglycan beta
Exons: 6
Coding region: 133-1101 (322 amino acids)
Biological process (GO): muscle organ development
Cellular component (GO): sarcolemma; sarcoglycan complex
Source: RefSeq, a predicted model, not a curated record
GCCCUCCCGCUCCCUUUAAGGAAUCAGCCUGACGGCCGCGGCGGAGAAUUCCUCUUGCCCGCGGCCGCUUCGGCGCCAGGAGCCUGGCCGCGCUCGCUCCCGGUUCUGGGUGAGGCGGGGAAGGGCCCCAAGAUGGCGGCAGCGGCAGGGGCGGCGGCGACGAGCGCCUCGGAACAGCAAAGCUCUAACGGCCCCAUGAAGAAGUCCAUGCGUGAGAAGGCGGUGGAGCGGAGGAAUGUUAACAAAGAACACAACAGCAACUUCAAGGCAGGAUAUAUUCCCAUCGAUGAAGAUCGGCUGCACAAAACUGGCUUACGGGGCCGGAAGGGCAACUUGGCUAUUUGUGUGAUCCUCCUCCUCUUCAUUUUGGCUGUCAUCAAUUUGAUUAUCACGCUCAUCAUCUGGACUGUGAUUCGUAUUGGGCCCAAUGGCUGUGAUAGCAUGGAGUUUCAUGAGAGCGGCUUACUGCGAUUUAAACAAGACUCUGACAUGGGAAUUAUACAUCCAUUGUAUAAGAGCACAGUGGGAGGCCGGCGUAAUGAAGAUUUGGUGAUUAUUGGAGAGAACCAGCCAAUUGUGUUUCAGCAAGGGGAAACAAAACUCAGCGUUGAAACAGAUAAAACUUUAAUUACCAGUGAUAUUGGUAUGGAAUUUGUUGACCCACGGACGCAGAACACUUUGUUCAGCACUGACUACAAUACUCAUGAAUUUCAUCUGCCAAGUGGAGUAAAAACUUUAAAUGUCCAAAGAGCAUCUACAGAGAGGGUUACCAGCAAUGCUACCAGUGAUCUAAAUAUAAGGACCGAUGAGCGUGCUAUUGUCCGUGGAAAUGAAGGAGUUUUCAUUAUGGGCAAAACCAUCGAGUUUCAUAUGGGAGGUGAUAUGGAACUCAGGGCAGACAACAGCAUUAUCCUAAAUGGAAGCGUGGUAGUCAAUACAUCCCGACUGCCAAGUUAUUCUUAUGAAGAACAGUUUAAUAACGGUGACUGGGAGCGCUACAAGCUGUGCAUGUGUUUGGACGGGACUCUAUUCCGUGUUCCAGUGAAGAACCGCAACAUGGGCUGUCAAACCUCAGUUAAUCCAUGUGGCAAUACAUAUUAAAUGCAACGUGAGAGCGUAAGUGAAAGACCAGGGACGUUUGUAUUUACUGAGUUGAGGCCUACUCGCUUUUUCAUUCAUUCAAGAGGGAGAAGGGGCUACUUUUGACUCCCCCCAAAAGGCUGUGCUUGGCAUCAUGGGACGUGGAAUGGGGCUGCAGAGGAUAUUGGGUUAGACCAUACCUCUUGCUCCAGUGGAAAGCUGAUCGCAUCCAGAGAGUAGCAUGUUUGUAAGGAUUUCUCUUUUUACAGCAGUUUAUAUGAGUAUUAUUUGAACAUUUUAAUGCAAGACACUACACUUAACAAUAUUAAAUGACGUCAACAUGUACAAGUAGGCUAUGUAUACUAAACUUGACUGCAUUUCAGUAAGGUAGCUAGGCUCAAACCAGGGGUGCAUUAUUAUAUAGCUGAAUUGGCCUGAGAUGAACAAGAAAGGCUUUGUGCAGUGGGAAACAAAAUUCAUUUUUGCAUAUAGUUCUUUGCUUUUGCCAACUUGUAUUUUUCCAAAAGUCUCCAUCAGAAGAGAGAAUCUUACCGCUCUGUCCUUUGAUCGCAAAUGCAUACAAGCAUCUUUGUCUUUUACAGUUCUGCAUGCGCUGAAUUCUGAUUUCUCAUGCAGAAUAUGGAUUCAUGAAACCUGAGACCUUUAUGUAUUCAAAGCCUAUGUGAUGAGUGGAGAUGACAAACUCUGCCCGUACCAUAUAAAACAUUUAAAAACUCCUGCCAUUUGGCCAGUCCGUUCUGCCUUCACUUAGGUUCCUUUCCUGUUACGAGGCUACCUUCUUCGUUCUGCAGAACACUCCUUACAAAAGUUAAAAUUGAUGGCUACACAAUAAAGAUAUAAAACAGAAUAUUGUAUAAAAAUCUAGUUUGUCAAAAUUUUGUUACUUUUAUUUGGAUUUGUUUUGUAUAGAUAGACUGGUACUUUAUUCUGGCCAAUAUUCCUGACAAAAGUGAGGUCACUGUUUAGAACGAAAGCUUUAGGGGUGUCACAGCUUUCUGGCUGAAUUCAUGGCUGUUUUAACACAGAUCCUUUGGCGAGUUCUUGUUCUGUGGAAGUAGAGCACAGUCUGUAGUGGGCAGCUUCAGGCACAAGGUUGGAGCCUUCUGACCAGCUGAGUGCCAUAAAUCUUUGUGUCUUGCCAAUGUAAUUUUUUAAAUUAACCAUGCAAACCAAUGUUUUGACCUAAAACUGCUAGAACUGCAGUCAUUAAUUGCAAUUUAAAUACUUUGCAAGCAAUAUUCAAAACAUACAGAGCAAAAUUCACUAUGGGUUGUGUGUGCGUAAGUAUGCUGAAAUACAGUCAAAGCAACACUUUUUAGCUGCUUUGGCAGACAAGUAAAACUUUGUCGUGAUACCAGAUUGUUUUGUCACUUUCAGUUUAGAGAGAGAAGUAAUCAUUUAAUGUGCUAUUUAAAUAUUUAAAUAAGUAGCUCUAAAAUGAGGGUAACGGUGAUCAGCUCUACGGCUGUUAGGGGAUCAGCUUUAGGGCUGUGAUUAUUGUAUUCUUGCAUUGAUGUAUAUGAAAUGUUUUGAGCACUUGAAAUGUGUUAUAUAAAUGCUAUUAUUGGUGUAGCCUCAGAUGAGAUCCGGGCCCUGAAAAGCCCAAUACUUAGAUGGGCCCAUGAACAUUCACAGGAUGAUUUGUGUGCUAAUCUUGUACUAGAGCUUGUUGCAUUUGAUAAGAAAUGCCGAUGUAGGCCAUGGCUUCCUUCCCCAUUCAGGGUACCUAGCCUACUCCUACAGUUUGGUGGAGCAAGGGAAGACACAGGCAAGUGGAAGGAAUAAGAACUGCAGUAGAACCACAUUAACAUACUGAGAUGAUCAAAGAGCUCCAGUUUUGAAGUUUUCAGGUGUGAGACAUAGGUUGAUAAGGGAACCCUGCAUCCUAAUGCCCGUUCAUAAUUACGUGCCCAGCUAUUUGCCAGUGAAGCAUGAGCCUUUUGAGAGUGUACUAUGAUAUCUUCUAUUCCCUUAUGACAACAAGCCCUUUACUCUAUUGAUAGUGAAAUAUCAAAAUGAAAGCCACACUAAUACUUUAGGUGAAUGGACGACAAUAAGCAAGUACUCCUCAGAGUAUUUGGAUUUCAUGUUAGAGGUUUGACUGCAGUUCAGUUUUGUUAUUACGAUCCAAGAUCAAAAUUCAGUUUCCAUCCAUCCAUCCAUCCAUCCAUCUAGUCGAGGCAGUUAAUUUUUUUUCGUAUUCAUCCAACCAAGUGAGGGCACUAUAUUGUGUCAGACCUAAAGUUUGACCACUUUUUGUCAGAGUCAAGAAUGCGUGUGAUGAUUGUACCUAUUACAGCACAUCCCUGAGUACAGCCAGAAGACUAGCAAUAAUUUUGAUGGGUUUGGAACGGAAUAUAUCAAAACAAACAUUGCCCAUGUUUUUCCACAAUGGUGUAUUUAUUUGCACGUUUGUAACUAACCUGUGUUCAUUUUUUAUAGUAUAAAACACAUUGUGUGUUUUAACUAGCUGUGCUACUUGUGUGCGCAGGGGAGUUUCAUUUAGUAAGACUGCUUUUACAUUCAUUUUUUUUUACUGUGUAGCAACUGUGUUCCUCUGCAAACUGGGUUUCUAACACUGGAAAGGAAGUAUGGAUUUGUAAAACUUUGCUUCAAAAUAAACUUCAUUUGAA